GGAACAUGAAAGCGAAACAAGCAGUCCCUCCCUUUUAUUACAAAACCAUCUCUCCUCUCACCCAUUUCUGAAACUCAUCAGAUUUCGCCAUUUUCACCCUAGCAAGAAGAAGAAGAAGAAGAAGAAGAAGACCAAUCAAUGGCGAUGCCCCAUCUUGGUUGGUGUUAUACAGCCAUCGGUCCCCCUUUUUUUUUCUCCAUUUCUCCAUCACUUCCUCUUUCGUCUCCAUCAAUCUCUCCCAUUUCUUCUUCUUCAACCGCCGCUCAUUCACUCGGUAGGUACAUUAAUUACAUUAAUUACACAUUGCAAUCUAAUUUCGUUUUCUAUAUUCUAUCUUCCGCACCAAGAAACAUCCCAUUCUCAAACCCCUAAUCCUUCUUUUCCCCUAAUUUGAAAUUUCUGACAUAAAUUCGUUUGUUCUAUUCUCCGAAUUGCUCAUUAACGUCUCAUUUAAAUUUUGAGGUGAAGAACAUCAUCGACAUCACAAUCGUUAGAUGGAAGCUCGUACGAAAAUGGCAGUGGCUGUAGCUGUAUUUUGCUCUUCCCUGCUUAUCGCCGCUUUGUUUUCAUUGCUCUGGUUGUGGAUUCACCGGAAAAGGAGAAACGCUGGUAAAAGCAAAGGCAAAGAUGCGAAGAAGGGGAUUGGAUUAACUCCAUUUGUGAUUGGGGAGAAGGGACGUUUGUCAUUGAUUGAUUUCAAAGUACUGGAGAAAGCUACUGGGAAUUUUGAGGAGGGCAAUGUAUUGGGUGAAGGUGGAUUUGGGAGAGUUUAUAAGGCUUUGUUGGAUGAUAAUUUGGUUGUGGCUGUGAAGAAGAUUGAUUGCAGUGGCUCCCAAGCUGACAGAGAAUUUGAGAACGAAGUUAAUAUAUUGAGCAGUAUUCAUCAUCCGAAUAUUAUUUGCCAAUUGGGAUGUAGCAGUGAGGGAGACACAAAGUUGAUUGUUUAUGAGCUCAUGGAGAAUGGAUCUCUAGAAACUCAACUGCAUGGGCCCUCCUCUCGUGGUUCGGCCUUAAGUUGGCACAUGCGGAUGAAGACUGCUCUCGAUGUUGCAAGAGGAUUAGAAUACCUUCAUGAGCAUUGCAAGCCUUCAGUUAUUCAUAGAGAUUUGAAGACUUCCAACAUCCUUCUCGAUUCCAACUUCAACGCUAAGAUAGUUUAUGAAUCUAACACACGAAGAUUAACAGAAAAAAGUGAUGUGUAUACAUUUGGAAUUGUGGUACUGGAGCUUCUGCUAGGAACAAGGCCAAUGGAGAAACUGCCAACACCACAAUCCCAAUCUUUCAUCACAUGGGCAAUGCCUCAACUCACAGACAGAUCAAAGUUACCAAACAUAGUAGAUCCUGUUAUUAGAAAUACUAUGGAUCUCAAGCACUUAUAUCAGGUUGCUGCAAUGGCUGUUUUGUGUGUACAAGGAAAACCAAGCUACAGACCUUUAAUUAAAGAUGUUCUACACUCGCUGGUUCCCCUUGUUCCCAUGGACCUUGGAGGUACCCUAAGAUUUAACCCACACCAAUGAUCACCACUUUUUUUUUUGUUCAUUUUUUUUCAAUUUAUGUAAAAAGAUAUGGACUUUUUGAGGUCAUUUCACUUGAUAAUUAUUCUGUAUUUGAGAUUUUCUUAAAUGCAGUAUCAAUGAAUUAAAUAAAAAUACAAAGAAUCAAAUUGAUA
This is a messenger RNA of Benincasa hispida (wax gourd), 1669 nucleotides long. NCBI's taxonomy places the organism in Eukaryota, Viridiplantae, Streptophyta, Magnoliopsida, Cucurbitales, Cucurbitaceae. The record is from RefSeq and is a predicted model, not a curated record.